UUCGUCUCCAAGCAUCGUUACGCGCAUGCCUUUCGCUUCUUUCCACUUUGCGUUUCGUUCCAUUUCCAACGAAAUCGCAACACUUAACAAUUCCAGUGGCGAAGAGCGCGGAGGCGCGACCAAUUUCGAAGAUUGCCGCUACGUGAUCCUCUGUUAUUAUUCUCGAGUUUUCCGGACCGGAGGACACACGGUGGGGAUGUUGUGUUCGUUUAUAAACGGUGCUGCUACAGCCGGCUAUGUUUCAGUCGUUUUUUGCCUCGACGGGUGAGUAUAGUUUCGCUUUCGUCGUCGUACGCACGCGCACACGUACACACACGCGCGCCAGCCUAUUCCUUUCACCUGGGUGAAUCAUGAAGUCGAUCGUUUUACUAGCGUUGGUCGUCGCGUGCGCCCUCGUCUUCGCCGAGGCGGCGGACACCUCUUCGCCCUCGACGAAACCGAUCAAAGAGAUCAAGGAGAUCAAGGAUACCGCGACCGCAUCGAAGGAAGUGAAGUUAGCCAAAGAGGCGGCGAAGAAGAAGAAGGACUGCGCCCGUGACUGCACCACGAUCACUUACGACCCGAUUUGCGCCCACGAUCCGAACGACGCCACCUUCAAGCCAAGAACGUUCGGCACCGAGUGCGCUCUCAACGUUUACAACUGCGAGAUGGGGACAAAAUUGGUGGUGAAGAACAAGGGCGAGUGUCCAGGAUCGGGGGGCGUGAGGCUCUCUUGAAUUCGAGGCAACGAAGGAUGAUCAUCUCACCUCGCAUCAUACGUACCGCCGCUUUUUCAUGAUCGAGGAAAAUUUAAUGCUUAACCAAUCUUAUGUAACGUCGGGCUUGUGAUGUUUUAGCUUUAGAUUUUAGCGAGUGUGAAAAUAAAAGAAAUGGCAAGAAGAGA
Messenger RNA from Apis florea (little honeybee), 883 nucleotides. RefSeq lists its product as uncharacterized. Gene Ontology annotation, molecular function: protein binding. The record is from RefSeq and is a predicted model, not a curated record. NCBI's taxonomy places the organism in Eukaryota, Metazoa, Arthropoda, Insecta, Hymenoptera, Apidae.